AUGGCUGUUGCAUACAACCAUAUUGGUGUUGUUCAUCGGUUAAUGGGCGCUUAUGAAAAGGCACUUUCAUUCCAUCGAAAAGCAUUAAAUAUUCAAGAAAAUGUACAAUGCAAUCCUCUGCAGUGUGCAACGACAUAUAUAUACUUCGGUGAAAUUUAUCGAGAAAUGGAAGACUAUUUAUUUUCAUUGCCAAAUUUUAUAAAAGCAUUAGGAAUUCGUGAAAAUAAACUACCAAAAAAUCAUCCUGAUUUAGCCGUAGUCUAUCAUAAUAUGGCGAAAUUAUAUUUGGCUACUCGACAAUAUAGUAUACCAAUGAAAAAUGUUCAACAAGCGCUAGAAAUCGCUCAAGAAAAAUUGCUAACAAACCAUCCUCAUUAUUUGGACUACAGAGAAACAUUUUAA
Rotaria sp. Silwood1 is the source of this 402-nucleotide messenger RNA. NCBI's taxonomy places the organism in Eukaryota, Metazoa, Rotifera, Eurotatoria, Philodinida, Philodinidae. The record is from the annotation of a GenBank genome assembly.